This is a messenger RNA of Aspergillus saccharolyticus JOP 1030-1, 371 nucleotides long. RefSeq lists its product as uncharacterized. The record is from RefSeq and is a predicted model, not a curated record. The coding region runs from base 18 to 371 and encodes 117 amino acids. The transcript has 2 exons. NCBI's taxonomy places the organism in Eukaryota, Fungi, Ascomycota, Eurotiomycetes, Eurotiales, Aspergillaceae.
CCUACCUGAAGGCUCCUAUGCUUACAUCCUGUUUAAUCAUCUUCAUCAUGUCCUCAACAGCGAUCCCUGUGUCCAAUCCAGAGCGGAUUUCCGGCCUUCCGAGAAACGCAGCGCUCUUCCGCAAACUGGCAAGGCCUCUGCGCGAGUUCUAUGACACAAUCUACGUGCCUGGGUUUUGGAAGGCUAUGUUGCAUGUCUGUGACUUCACCAAACUUGAGGACUUUGUGCAGCAGCUGGAACUGAGUGCCAUGAACAAGGAGGCCUUCGAGGUCAAAAUAGAUACCGUCAAUAAGAUCUUCAGGGACUUGGAAAUAUCUUUUGUGGGGGGUCUGAGCCGUGCUUCCGCGGAGCGUCUGGCUAUGUGGAUUUGA